AUGGCCCGGCUAAGCCGUCUGCAAUUUUUGGGAGUGGCCAUAACUUUCCAUCUGCUCUAUGUCUGUUCCACUUUCGAUGUUUACUUUGUGAGCCCCGUCGUGGGGGGCAUGAAGGCCCACCGUGUCCAGACUUCCGGACCUCCUCCCGCUCGACGCGUUGUGCUCUUUGUCGUCUCCCACACACGAGUGCCAACCGAGUCGCGCCCAGGCCAUGUGGCCCUUCUCGCGGGCCUCUACGAGGAUGUCUCCGCCGUGACCACGGGCUGGAAGCUGAACCCAGUGGGUUUCGAUAGUGUACUGAAUCGCAGGCGGCAUACAUGGAGCUGGGGGAGCCCGGAUAUCCUACCCAUGUUUGCCGAGGGAGCAGACCCGGGGCGCGUGGAUACAUAUAUGUACAGCGCGGAUGCGGAAGAUUUCAGCAAGGAUGCCACUGAAUUGGACCGCUGGGUUUUCGACGGCGUCAAGCGCUUCUUUUCUUCAGCGGCGGAGGAUGGAGAAUUGGAAGCAGCGCUGAGACAGGAUCAAAAUAUCUUCUUUCUUCAUCUCCUUGGCUUGGAUACGUCGGGCCACUCCUACCGUCCCUAUUCUCGCGAAUACCUGUACAAUGUCCAGGUCGUGGAUCAAGGGGUGCGGGAGAUGACUGCUCUAUUCGAGGCCUUUUUUGCAGACGAUCAAACGGCCUUCAUAUUUACCGCCGACCAUGGCAUGACUGAUAUUGCUGUCCUAAUAGCAUACCUGGCGGGAAUCCCGUUUCCAGUCAAUUCGGUUGGUCAGCUUCCUUUGUCAUAUAUUGAUGCGGACAAGUCAGGCCACGCGGAGGCGAUGCUUGUAAAUACCCAGGAGAUUUUAGAGAUGUAUCGAGCUAAGGAGCAUCUUACAAUGGCCAGGAAGCUCUGGUAUAUACCUUUCGCGGGGCUGACUGACAAUCGAGACCAGACAAUAAGCCAAGAGGAGAUAAUUAGUCGGAUCCGCGCAGCAAUUGACCAGGUAAUUAUCUCUAUUGUUCUUCUGGCACUUCUGUAUCGACAGAGUUCCCCUUAUCAAUACUACGCUUACGCCACGUUCCCGAUUCUCUUUUGGGUAGACGUGCUGGCGUACCGGGAGUCCUGGAUCCGAGUUGUUAGGACGAACUCCAAGCAAUUUUCCGCCAGCAAUGUGACUACAGGCGCUGUGGGUGGAUUGGCGCUUGGCCUUCUUCUGGAAGCGAUCGUCCAAAGCUUUCACGACCGAACGAUUUACACGCUGGUCUAUCUUCUCGCCAUCUUCUGGCCGGUAUUAUACGGCGCGGAAUUUAUUCUGGCCAAUUGGUUCCUAUGUUUGGCAUGGGCGCUCCAAUGUGCCUCCAUGAGCAUAUUCACACUUCUUCCUGCAAACAAAACAGAGGACACUACUCUGAUGUAUAACGGCACCCUGGGCGGUCUACUCAUAUUUGCAUUCGGUGUGUGGCAUCUAAUGUGCGAGACGAAGAUCCUCAACCGAGCAUCCUCGGGGCGUGAAACCGUUGCGACCGACCGAAUCUCGAAAGUGCUUCUGACAUUGCAGGUUGGAUUAGUACCUCUGGCCCUUCUUGUUACACUUUCUGCUGCAGAAUCUUUACGGUCUAAGGAAGGACGCCCGCGUCUUACGCAGAUACUGGGCUGGGCAAUCCUUGUGACCUCGUUUACGCCCCUAUUCUUUUACCCUCGAACCGGAACCCACCGUCUGCGGCAUGGCACGCUCUUCACCUGGGUGCAGCUAGAGUCCCGAGUCUUCCAGUUCCACCAGCUCCCUCCUAUCAGCAGCAGCAGCAAAGAAAGCAAUCCCCCCUUCCAAGUCCGAUCCCUCUAUCUCUCCGAUGCCCGCAUCGCUCUCUUCUUCCUUUACCUCUCCCACUCCGCAUUCUUCAGCACCGGCAACAUCGCCUCCAUCUCCUCCUUCUCCCUCGAUGCUGUCCUACGCCUGAUCCCUGUCUUCGAGCCAUUCAGUCAAUCUGCCUUGCUGAUCCUCAAGAUCCUGGCGCCCUUUGUCCUUGUCUCGGUCAACCUGGGCAUCUUGACCCGCUCGUUGCGGUUGCGGCCCGGUGCGCUUUUUGUGUUAGUCGUCGCCGCGAGCGACUAUCUGACGCUACGGUUUUUCUGGCGUGUGCGGGAUGAGGGCUCGUGGUUGGAGAUUGGGGAGAGUAUUACAGUCUUUGUGCUGGCGUCGUUGCUGUGUGGGUUUGUGGCAGGGCUGGAGAUGAUUGGGGUGGGGGUUGUUGGGGGGCUGCCGGGGGGUGGGGUUGAUGGUGUCGAUGGUGUUGUUUCUGCCGGUGAGGAGAUUGAGAAGCGGAAGGUUUUGUGA
Molecule: messenger RNA, 2319 nt
Organism: Aspergillus alliaceus
Lineage: Eukaryota; Fungi; Ascomycota; Eurotiomycetes; Eurotiales; Aspergillaceae
Product: GPI ethanolamine phosphate transferase 1
Exons: 9
Coding region: 1-2319 (772 amino acids)
Biological process (GO): GPI anchor biosynthetic process
Cellular component (GO): endoplasmic reticulum membrane
Molecular function (GO): mannose-ethanolamine phosphotransferase activity
Source: RefSeq, a predicted model, not a curated record